Cylas formicarius (sweet potato weevil) is the source of this 3402-nucleotide messenger RNA. RefSeq lists its product as uncharacterized. Lineage: Eukaryota; Metazoa; Arthropoda; Insecta; Coleoptera; Brentidae. The transcript has 3 exons. The coding region runs from base 1 to 3402 and encodes 1133 amino acids. Gene Ontology annotation, biological process: DNA integration. Gene Ontology annotation, molecular function: nucleic acid binding. The record is from RefSeq and is a predicted model, not a curated record.
AUGGCAAAUAUUUUACUGGACCGCUUAGAUCCAGUCACGCGUAAACUGUUUGAACAAAAGCAUUCAUCUAAUGAAAUGCCCACAUACGGUGACAUUUAUAAUUUUCUUGAGCAGCACUGCGCCGCGUUAGAGUCGCUCGAGUUAUCACUAAAACAAAACGUUCCGCCGAAAUCCAAUCGUUCGAACUUUACGCGAUCCCCUCGUAAACGUACUAACGUCUUUUUUACAAAUAAAAGUCAACGACCUUUAUCGUUAAAACAGAACACAUGUUUUUGGUGCAAGAAAGGUCAUUUGAUAUACAGAUGCGAUGCCUUUUUGGCUCAACCGGUGCACGAACGCGUUAAUUUCAUUAAAAAUAACAAAGGUUGCACUAAUUGCUUGACAAACUUACAUGUCGUGGCCCAAUGUUCUUCACAGAAAAGAUGCAGACAUUGCGGUUACAAUCAUCUUAGCCUUUUAUGUUUAAAAGGCAACCCUUCCCCUCCCCCCGGAUCACCAGUUUCGGAAUCUCGGAGUAUGCAAGAAUCAGACGAACUGACUCUACACAGAAAUAUCACUGUCGGCAUAGCUCUAAAUGAUCACGAUACCCUGCUUUCGACCGCGUUAUUACAUAUUCGUGACGUUCAUGGGAAUUGGCAUCCAAUUCGCGCUAUUCUAGAUUCGGGUGCUCAAACCUCAUUUCUUACAAAAAGGUGCGCUACAAUGCUGGGUCUUUCUAAAUACAAUAUUUCAAUAAGUAUUAACGGCUUAGAAAGUAUGAGUAUGUCCGCAUACAGCGCGGUACAUUGCGAAAUUGCGCCACUUGCCACCAAAUCACACACGUUUCAUGUAGAAACUGUUGUAGUCGAUCAAAUUUGUAACAAAAUGCCAAACAUGUCGUUUGAUCCAAAUUCUUUGGAAUUUUUAAAAGAACUAAAGCUCGCUGAUCCUCAAUGGUAUACUCAAUCCGAAGUACAACUUCUUAUUGGUGCUGAAAUUUAUGGAUCUCUUAUACAGGACGGUCAUCUUUACUUUGGACCCAAUGUCCCUACUUGCUUAAAUACAGUUUUCGGUUCGACCUUAAUCGGUGAAAUGCCUUUGGAUGCCGGCCCAUCCAAUUCUAAAACCAUAUCCGCGUAUUUUACUACGGUGUCAAAUAUCGACCUAAAUAAUGCCCUACAAAAAUUCUGGGAAACCGAGGAAAUUCCCAAUGUGCUUCAAAAGCCACCUUCAGAUAUUUAUUGCGAAAAAUACUAUGCAGAUACAACUACCCGCGAUACGAACGGUAGAUAUACAGUUUCUUUGCCAUUCCGAAUCACAUCUCCGGAUUUUGGAGACACCCGAGCUCUCACCCUUAAGCGGUUUUACUCUUUAGAAAACCGGUUGCUACGUAACAAAGACUUAUACCAUUCCUAUUCCGAGAUCAUGGAGGAAUAUUUAGCCAUGGGCCAUAUGCGUCCGGUUUCGCGCCCCAGCGAUGAACAUUUGCACGAAUAUUUUUAUAUCGGGCAUCUCGCGGUUAUAAAAGAAGAUUCUCGAAGUACUCCCGUACGGAUUGUAUUCGAUGCGUCAAGCCAUGCAACCAAUAAGCCAAGUCUAAAUCAGGUGUUAUACGCGGGUCCUAAGUUACAACGCGAUUUGGUAACCAUUCUGCUUAAUUUUCGACUACAUAAAUAUUGUUUCGUCACUGACAUUUCAAAAAUGUAUCGCAUGAUAAAUGUUGAAUCAAGUCAAAGGAAAUACCAAAGAAUUUUGUGGCGUUUUAAUCCCGAGGAUCCAGUGUCCGAUUACGAAUUACAAACCGUAACUUUUGGGAUAAAUUGCUCUCCAUACUUGGCGAUUCGAACGCUGUUACAAUUAGCUGAUGAUUAUCACGACCUACCCCUCGCUUCUAAGAUUCUAAAAGAGUCGGUUUAUAUAGAUGAUUGUGCGGUUUCUUGUCCAGAUUUAGAGCAACUUUCGCUUAUGAAAAACCAGCUAAUAGAACUGCUCCGUCGGGGAGGUUUCGAACUUAAAAAAUGGGCUUCCAAUGAACCUAAAUUACUCGCGGAUUUACCAGAAACCCACGUAGGGAUUCGCGACUUUUCCCUCGAUUUGGAGAAUGUUAAAAAUACUAGGUUUGCGAUUGUGGGCUUCUGCGACGCGCCUGAGCGAGGCAUGUGCGCCACUAUAUUUUUUCGCGUUUCGAACCAGGAUGGCACCUACAAAUCGUACUUUGUGUGCGCAAAGUCGAAAGUAGCGCCAGUUAAGAGAAUUAGCCUUCCAAGAUUAGAACUUUGUUCUGCGGUAUUACUUGCCAAAUUAAUGCAUUUUGUACAACGCUCCUUUGCUAACAAGAUAAUUUUCCAAAACGUCAUCGCCUUUACGGAUAGUACCGUCGCCCUUUCGUGGAUAAAAGGUGCUUCUUUCGGGUGGAAAACUUUCGUGGCCAACCGGGUGACUUAUAUUCAAGAAAAAAUUGCGGCUUACGACUGGAACCACGUUCCGUCCGAAUUCAACGCCGCGGAUCCCGGGUCACGUGGUUUACUACCCUCGGAUUUAAUACAAUGUACGCUUUGGUGGCAGGGACCCGCAUUUCUUCGCACUUCGCAAGAAUUGUGGGAAUUUACUAAAAUUAAAAUCGAAACCCCUUCCGAAGCUUUCGAAGAAGAGCGCAGAAUUGUACUCACGUCGACGAUAACACCACACUUUUUAGACACUAUGUUAAACAACAUCUCUAAUGCUAGAAAACUUAUUCGGCCCCUUCUGGGAAACUUGCCAAAAUUUCGGGUUUCACAAGCCAAAGCUUUUGAAAACGUGGGUGUUGAUCUAACGGGAAGUUUUCCUAUUACCAUGAAUCGCUUACGCGGCGCCAAGAGACUUAAAGCCUACAUCGUACUGUUUAUUUGCUGCUGCACUAAAGCAGUGCACUUGGAAAUUGUCUCCGAUUUAUCGGCUGAUACUUUUUUAGCCGCAUUUCGACGUUUCAUGGCACGGCGUGGCCGCGUCAGUAACGUUUACUCGGACAACGGCACUAAUUUUGUUGCCGCCUCAAAACAUCUUAAAGAAAUCUAUGCUCACGUAGCUAUACACGAGUCAAUCCGAUGGCAUUUCAACCCUCCUUCUGCACCCCAUAUGGGGGGCCUAUGGGAAAGUAACAUUAAGUCGGCGAAAACACAUUUACUGGGUGUUAUCGGCGAACAAAUUCUUACCUUUGAGGAGCUUUACACUUGCACGACUCAAGUCGAAGCUAUCUUGAACUCUAGACCCUUAUGUCCCGUUAGCACGGACCCAAGCGAUUUGACCGCGUUGACGCCGGGCCAUUUUUUAUCCUUAGAGCCUCUGUCGGUUAUUCCAAAUCCCGAUACAAGUCAGUUAAGGACGGCAAAGGGUUUGAUUAAGCGACCCCUAGUUAAGCUUUGCCCUCUUCCUCUAGCGAUCUGA